AUUAUGAUCAUUACACACUUUUUACUUCACAACCUGAUAUUAUAUUUCAUUUAUCUAACAAAUUAGAGCUGUUUAUACUCGAAUAUUCCAUCUACACACACACCCAAACCAGGUCUUAUUAACACACAGCACUUUUCUUAGUUUCAUUUAUUUACUUAUUUGUUUGUUUUCAUUCAGGCUACAGAGUUUUACAUUAAAUCCUGUAAAUGAAAGUGAGCGAUUCGGCUUAAACUCUUACACUGGAAAAAAAAAAAAACCCUGCAUUUAAUGAAGAAUUUGUGCUUUAAUGGAGCUGAAAUUGAUGAAGGAAAUAACGAAUAAAGGCUACAGAGAAAGAAGGACAGGAAGAGAAAUGAAAGAAAGAAAGGGAUUAAAAGAGAGAGAGAGAGAGAGAGAGAGAUGUUUAUAUUUCAGAAUAGAGUUCCUUCAUAGUGAAAGUUGUAGAGAAAGGAAGAAGGAAAAAAGAAGGGAAAACAAAUAGGAGAACAGGAAGGAGAGAGAGAAUUACAGGGGAAAAGAAUGAGGAAGAGGAGGAAAGGAAAGAGAAAGAAAGAAGCUUGAACGGUUCCCACACCCUGAGUAGACAAAGGAACGUCAGAUGUCCCAGAUAAGAAUGUGGAUUCAGAAUGUGGAUCUGAUUUCCAUCAUGCACUGCAGAAUGGAAAAGGGUGGAGCCUGUAACAGAUUAUGGAUACAUGUUGAUGAGAUGAGAUGUCUGACGGAGGUGGAGAGGAGACGAAAACGACGACGAUGACGACGAUGAAGAUGAAAAGGAGUGCAGUGGCUGUGGGCCGUCUGGAGGUUCUGCAGAUCUACAAGCUCCUGCAGUUAGUGCGGGAGAGAAAUAAAACGCAGGUGGAGAAGAUGGUGCGUCUCGGUGUGCCCAACCUGAUCAAUAUGACAGAACCGAGCGAGGGAACCGGUGUCCUUCACCUGACCUCCAUCUCCAACGACCUGGACAUGGCUGAGUUCCUCCUGUCUCUAGGAGCUCACCCUGAUGUCCAGGAUAAGAGAGGACGCACUCCGGUCAUACUCGCCGCAGAACUCGGUCAUGACGCUAUGCUGGCUCUCCUGGCAAAGAACCACGCUGACAUGAACCUGGUGGAAAACGAGGGGAAAGGAGUGCUGUUUUAUUGCAUCUCUCCGUCAAAGAGGCACACAUGCUGCCUGCAGGUGGCGCUCAACAGCAAAGCCGACAUCAAUAACGUGUCCAACGCAGGGAAACCGGUGUUCCUGCUCGCCUGUGAACACGCCGAGCUGUGCGAGAACAUCUGCAUCUCGAUUUUAGAGAGCGGAGCCGAUCCUAACGCCACCGAUCAGGUAACAGGGCGGACGGCUCUGAUGGAGGCGGCGAGGGCGGGCUCAGUGGCGUUAGUGAGACACAUCCUGCAGAGAGGAGGAAACCCAAACACGGCGGAUAAACAGCAGCAGAACGCCACUCAGCUCGCCGCAGCCGGAGGAUUCUUCCAGGUGUUGCGGGUGUUGUCAGCAUACCAGGCAGAUUUCAGUGCGGUGUGUGUGGAGGGAAACUCGGCUCUGCAUCUGUCUGCAGCUGGAGGUCACACUGAGUGCUGCAGGUUUCUGGCACAGAGAGGAUGCAACCCGAAGCUGAAGAACAUGAACGGUUUGGUUCCACGUCAGAUCGCAAAAGCACACGGCCACAAGGCGGCGCUGAAGGAGCUGCAGAAGGCAGAGCGAGUGUUUACAAAGUUCUCCAAACCUGGCACGGUUAAUCCCAACGAGCUCUGGGCUCUCACGCUGCAUGACUGGUCAUGUGAACAUGAAGAAGCGUUGAGGAAAGCCUUCCAGCUCGCCCAGGAGACCGACACUUCUGUGGAGAAAGUCUCGAGGGAGAAGUUUGCGUACGUCCUGCAGGAACAUCACGCUCCCGUAGAUCAGGAACAUCUGGAGAAGAUCAUCGCUGACCACGACAAGAAGCAUGAAGGUGUGAUUAACAUCAGCGACUUCUUCAAGGGACUGCAAUACCUUCACAAAGCGUUCGUCCUGUCGUCCUACGAACCCAAGACGAAGAAGAAGAAGAAAGGCAGAAAGGGCAGGAAAGGGAAGACGAAGAAAGGGAAGUCUGUGGUUCCUCUGUCCAUCUGCACGCUUCCUCCUGACAUCAUGGGGAAAAGACCGGAUGGUGGUCCGCAGUUCAUGAUUGAGUCUUAUCAGCCGUUCACCGAUACGAAGCGAUUCGACCGUGACCGUCCACCUUCUCACCCCGUGGAGGACGACUCGGCCUGGUACGUUGACGAGCCGCAGAAGGUCUACACCAACAUUAACCGCUGUGUCCGAUCCGGAGACUUCGAGUCGCUGUGUUUAGCAUUCAGUCAGCGUCUCCCUGUGGACAUUAGAGACCGCUUCUACAAAACACCGCUCAUGGCCGCGUGCAGCAGCGGCAGCUACGAGAUGGCCGAGUUCCUCAUCACGCUCGGGGCGGAUGUGAAUGCAUGUGAUCAGUUUAAGUGGACUCCUCUUCAUCACGCAUGUCACGCAGGACAGCAGGACAUCAUGGAGCUGUUAGUGAAACACGGAGCGGUGGUGGACGCCGUGGCGUUAAACGGAGCCACGCCCCUAAUGAAGGCCAUUGAGAGCUGCAGACUCAGCUGUGUACAUCAACUCAUCACAUCCAAUGCUAACGUACAGGCCACAAACAACAAGGGACAGAGUUGUUUGGACAUCGCCCGUGUGUACGGAGACGAGAGAAUCAUUGAUUUGGUCAAAACAAAGUUCGACAGCCUUCCCAAGUGCAAAGAUAAUAAAAAAGGAAAAGGAGGAAAAGUGAGAGCAGCACCUCAGAAAGCAGCACCUGAGAAAGCAGCACCACCUACAGGAGAGAAGAAGACACUGACAGAGAAAGAGGCUGAAGCUGUCUUACUGGACCUGAAGGAGAGAAGAGUGAAUCUGAAAGAUCACAUCAUAACUGUGAACCAGAACAUCACCAUCACCUCCAACACACACGACAUUCACUUCACACCUAAAACUGUGUGGGGGAGGAGGUUAGCAUCGUCUGCUCAGCAUAUGGAGCGGAGAGUGGACAGGAGGAAUCGUCUCUCAUAUGAAGUGGACUUCAGUGACUUUGUGAUGCCGUUUAAUAAAAAUCUGAUGAGGAAGCUGAGGGAAGUGGGUGUGGCUGAGGACCAGUAGAUGAAUAAAGCAAUAAAGGUAUCAAAUUAAAUGCAUCAAUAAAAGGGAAUAAAAAGUCCGUAUUUAUCAUUUACUGCUCGUUGUUCGUAAAAGAAAAAUUGUGGAACAUUAGUGUGAGAGGUGGGCGUGACUGAGAGGGUGGGUGUGACCAAGGGGGUGGACGUGUCCAAGAAGGUGGGUUUGACCGAGGGGGUUGGAGUUACCAAGAGGGUGGGCGUGUCCAAACAGGUGUGCAUGUCCGUGAGGGUGGGCGCGACAGAGACGAUGGCCGUGACAGAGGGUGUGGGUAUGUUCGAAAUGGUGGGCGUGCCCGAGAUUGUGGGCGUGUCUGAGAGGAUGGGUGUAACCGAGAUUGUGGGUGUGAUCUAUGGGUGGGCCUGUCUGAGGAGAUGCUGUGAGCGCUGUAGUGUUUCCUGUCCAGAGUAAAAAUAACCGGGAUUAAGACGAUGAUGAGAAAUCCAUGAUGAGCCUCACUGAGGUCCAAACCACACACUGAGAACAACACCUGUCUCUCUGCACCAUGUACUGUCCUCAUCACUGCACACACACUCAUACACACCCACUCACACACACACACACACUCAUACACACACGCUCAUACACACUCUCAUACACAUACACACACUCAUACACUCAUACACACACUCAUACACUCAUACACACCCACUCACACACACACUUAUACACACACAGUAAAAGUGGAGAAAUGAAUUAAACACUAGAUGACUCCAGCACUGUCGAUAUAUAUUAACAACAGAGUCUUAAACUGAGUGUAAUAUGAAUAGUGUAAGGUCUGUGUGUGUGUGUAUGUGUGUGUGUGUGUGUCUGUGUGUGUGUAUCAUGUUGAUGCUGCUAACACCACAACAUCCAGCCUGGUGGAGAAAGCACUAAAACACUAAAAAGACACAUGUUCCAUCAAACCCCCGCACUGCUUUGUGCACAGUUCUGUCAGUGUUAAGUGUAAUGUGUGUAAUAUUUCUUGUUUAUUUGAUGUUCUGUUGUUUAGCUUUUCUUCUCCUUCUUUCUCCUUCUUUUUCCUUCUUUAUUUCAUCUUAAUAAAUCUCA
Molecule: messenger RNA, 4215 nt
Organism: Ictalurus furcatus (blue catfish)
Lineage: Eukaryota; Metazoa; Chordata; Actinopteri; Siluriformes; Ictaluridae
Gene: ankef1b
Product: ankyrin repeat and EF-hand domain containing 1b
Exons: 11
Coding region: 712-3150 (812 amino acids)
Molecular function (GO): calcium ion binding; protein binding
Source: RefSeq, a predicted model, not a curated record